This is a messenger RNA of Acanthosepion pharaonis, 861 nucleotides long. NCBI's taxonomy places the organism in Eukaryota, Metazoa, Mollusca, Cephalopoda, Sepiida, Sepiidae. The record is from the annotation of a GenBank genome assembly.
AUGAACCCGCCACUUCCUACCCGGCUAUUCGUCAUCUAUCUAUCUAUCUAUCUAUCUAUCUAUCUAUCUAUCUAUCUAUCUAUCUCAGUCUCUUCACAUCUAUCUAUCUAUCUAUCUAUCUAUAGGAAUUAUAUCAUUAUAAUUAUUAUAUCGGUCUCUCUGAGUCGGGCACUUCGAGGAGGAGAGACGAGGAUCGCUCUAAGUGAAGCGACGCCAGCUUCAUCUGCAACCUGCCAGUUCCGUACCGAGCACGUUUCCCUGCCACCUGUGCUCGAGAGCUUGUCGUUCGCCGAUUGGGCUACUAUUUCUUUUGGCAGCCUACAAAAAAAUGGACGGAGAUGGAAGGAAAGCGUCUAUUUUCCUGCCACUUUCUUUCUUUCUUUCUUUCUUUCUUUUUUGCUUAGGUUUUCGUCUAUAUCUUCCGAUUCUUUCUCUUUUUUCUUUCGUGUAUUCUUUUACCCAACACUCUUUCUUUCUUUCUUUCUUUCUCUCUUUCUUUCUUUCUUUCUCUCUUUCUUUCUCUCUUUCUUUCUUUCUUUCUUUCUCUAUUUCUUUCUUUCUUUCUUUCUUUCUUUCUUUCUUAACAUUUCUCUUUCUUUCUAUCGUUGGGUUUGUUCAUAUUCUUUUGAAUAUUUCCCUCUUCUUUCUUUCAUACACUGUUUUCCCUCCCACAUUCAUUCAUUCAUUCUUUCUUUCUUUCUUUCUUUCUUUCUUUCUUUCUUUCUUAAUAUUUCGUUCAUAAUCCUCCGACUCUUUCUCUUAAUCUUUCAUAAAAUCUUUUCCCUCCACUUUUUCUUUCUUUCUUUCUUUCUUUCUUUCUUUCUUUCUUUCUUUCUUCGUCAUUCGUUCAUAUUCUUCUGA